AUGACAUGUCCUGUAUACGAUUACAAGUCAUUCCAGUCGCACGUACUAGAUAAAUUGAAGCGAGAGCAGGAAACAAAGUCGGCAACACAAUCACCUCCAAGCUCCACAUGGCGCAUACUGGAACACAUAUCACUCAUAACGUCUCAGGCUAAACUCCUUCUCUCCAAUUUCUUAUCUCAUCAUGUCACUGGCCCACGCAAACCAUCAUGGCCCAUCCAAUUGACGUUGAUAAUAUCCGUUAUGCGCAAUUUAUUCAAUCACGCUCAUCUGGUCAACAUCCAACAAUUUCGGCAACUGCUUGACUUUCACAACCCGUUGAUACCAUCUGACAUUAUCGUAACACCUGUAUCGUUCAGAGUGCGUCCCUAUGGACUGGAGGGCGUGCUCACCCAGUUGGAUGGUGAGGAUCGUAAAAGCCGUCGUGAGAUUGCUGGAGAGUGGAUAGUCACAAAGGAAUUGUGGAGAAAGAUUAACCAGCAGUACUACUCGGCUUGUCACAAGCAUUACAUGGUGGACAAUGAGGGAACAAGGUGGUCAAACGAACAGGUCAUCCUGUUCUUGCAUGGCGGUGGAUAUUAUUCAAUGUCUGCUCGUACCUAUAGAGACUUGACUUGUAGACUGUCUCAAGCGACUGAACGGAGGGUAUUCGCCAUCAACUAUCGACUCGCGCCAGAGUAUCCCUUUCCGUAUGGUUUGCAUGACGCUGUGCAUGCAUUCUUGUACUUGACCGAUCCUUGUGGACUUGCAAUACAACCUCAAAAUAUUGUGGUGGCUGGAGACGGUGCAGGCGGCGGUUUAGCUCUGGCAUUGCUGCAGUAUCUGCGCGAUCAUCAUAUGCCAUUGCCUGGUGGUGCUAUGUUAUUCUCGCCAUGGGUUGAUUUAACAAUGUCAUGUGAAAGUUGGGACCGUAAUCAGUCAUACGAUGUGCUUAUCAAACCCAAUGACGAUGAUCUCUUCCAUCCAGUAAGAUUGUAUCUCAACCCGUACGAAAAACGUAAAUCGCUAAUAACUCAUCCGUACGUAUCUCCAUUGUUUGGAGACCUGGGCAAUCUCCCUCCAAUACUGAUACAAUACGGAGACGCCGAAGUCUUACACGAUGAGAUAUCUCUUCUUGCUAACAAGAUAGUGCAGACUAGGACUACGUUCGUUCAAUAUGAAGUCUAUGACGAUAUGGUUCACGUAUUCCAGGCAUUCGAUUUCCUGGAUUCGGCAAAAAAAGCCCUUGAAUCAGCAGGCGAUUUUGUAAGAAACACUAUACCGUUGCAACGACGUCGUAACCCAUCUUAUCAAUUACCAUUUCAUCGCAAGUUUGCAUUCCCCGUGUUUGACCUUGACACAUUCGAGGUUACAUCGGCCAUUCCAGAGCCAUCGAUUAUUUCAUCAUGCACACCAACCGAACUUUUGGAACCUACGACAUUGUCAAAACUGGAUAAAGCAACGUCUACAGAAGAGGACGAUAUAGUGAAUUGGGUAUCUCGGAUAUGUGCGGGACAGACGUUUAGUGAUGGCGAAAGCAGUACCGGAAGUAGCAACGAAAGCGGUCAUACGAAAAUAGAUGAUGACGACGAAACAUUCGAUGACGAACAACCGUAUGCGCGACUAUGGAGGUCAAUGAGUCAGCCCGAAUUUCGGCAGGUGGGAUCAGCUUUAAGAACCAGUUAUAUCGGGAUUAGAGCUGUGUGUGGGCGUGUAUACUGA
This is a messenger RNA of Paraglomus occultum, 1698 nucleotides long. Lineage: Eukaryota; Fungi; Glomeromycota; Glomeromycetes; Paraglomerales; Paraglomeraceae. The record is from the annotation of a GenBank genome assembly.